Molecule: messenger RNA, 666 nt
Organism: Trypanosoma brucei brucei TREU927
Lineage: Eukaryota; Euglenozoa; Kinetoplastea; Trypanosomatida; Trypanosomatidae
Exons: 1
Coding region: 1-666 (221 amino acids)
Biological process (GO): chromatin remodeling; regulation of DNA-templated transcription
Cellular component (GO): chromatin; nucleus
Source: RefSeq, a predicted model, not a curated record
AUGGUCCUCACAGGGGUCAAACUUGCUGAAGAUAUAAACUAUUGGAUCAGGUACAUCGACUGCGCACUCAGCCAUCCACUACCGCUUCCAAAGAACAAGCACGUAUUCCAUAGUGACCAGAGGCUGGCACCAGAGAUUCGCGACUUGUACGACUGCUUAUACAAACUUUAUGCAGAGGAGAGCGCCUCGGAAUAUUUCAGGGAACCUGUCGAUGCACUGAGGGUGGGGGCGUGGAACUAUUACAGUGUCAUCACGGAACCAAUGUCGCUGCGCACGGUGCUUGACUACAUUGUCCAGGGCGGGCGCUACUCUCAAGUCGAACAAAUAAUGAAUGACGUCGAACUGAUUUGGAAAAACUGUGAGAGGUAUAACGGGGCCGAAUCGCAUCUUGCCGCCGACGCACGCAGGUGUAGGGCGAUACUUGAGAAGCACCGGGAACGGCUUGCUGACGAGCAAACUGCACCCGCUGCAGAGGUGGAUGAGCUGAUUGAAGCGUUGGAAUCGAUGGAUGACUCUGUCCUUAAGGCAGUGGAGGCGUACUUCCUCCGCGAAGACCCAACACUCAUCCUUAGCAGCGGAGAUGUGGAUAUUCCAUCACUGCGAGUGAAGCACCUGAGAGCAAUGAAGGAGAUUGUUCAGCGGGCGGCAAACGGGCAGUUGGAGUGA